AUGACGACGUACUGAUAGGCGUUAUUUAUUGGGAACCCAUCGUCCGUUGACAGAUGGUAACUUAAAGAGAGAGCAGUAAACAGAUAUUGGCGAAGGCGGUGCCCUUACAAACUGAAAGCUCGUAUCAAAGUUAGGAAAUUUUGAGCGCGGCAGGAACACACUAAAAAGUGUGUUAUUAGAGGCUGACUUGUGCAGCUGCACAUUCGGACAUUGUGCCAUAACUCUCCUGGAUUGCCACUUUAGGAGCGCCAUGACUUGGCAAACAAAUGCAGUGUGCUAGGAUGGAAGGAUAUGGGUUCAGUGAUAGGUAAGCGCACGUAAACAAAUCUAUAUAGAGUGCGGGCAGCCUGGAAAACCUGAACAGGUGGCAUAUCUCGGGACAUACAAGUCAAGUGGAGCUGAGGGACAGCUUGCAUCUUUCCUUUAAUCUCUUCCUGACGAAAGCUUUUCAACCCCUCUCCGCCUCGUCGGGAAACACUUCAUUUCGCGAAGUCUAGCUGCUAUUUUCCAGUGCUGACAGCACGGGUUCCGGUGUCUUACAGAAUCCUUAAGAUUUACAUGCAAGUUGCCUUCUGGAUUUAAUAACGAACGCGUUCUUUCUUUCUCAUGCCAUAUGCCUUGUGAGUGACUUGGAUGCGUUAAAUAUCCACGUGUCAAAAAGCGACAUGUUUCCUGAAAUUAAUAACAAGUCAGCCAGACCCGAGGCUUUCCCUCACCCCCACAGGUCUCAGGCCGAGAACACAAAAAUAGGACCCAACUGCACCUACCCACAGAAGUGUGGGACGGGGGUUGGUACUUUGCCCCAGCUAGAGGCUCCGGUCAAGCAAGUUUUGGUGACCAACGGCAAACUUCUGCAUUCGAAUGGAACCUUACCCAGUAUCGUCAAACAGUUGGUGCAAAGCACUCAAGGGAAUCAGGAGGAGAGACCGAGGCCGCAGUUUCCCAAUCGCUUUGGUUCAUCUGUGGAAAACCUCUCCGAAUCCUUAACUAGGAGCAUCAUCAAUAAGUUUGAGAAGAUCAGGACAUAUGAGGGACAGAGGCUGCCUAUGACUCCAACAACGGCACUGAAGCACUUCCAGAACCAGCUAACCGAAUUUGAGAGGGAGGAGAUCAUGGACUACUCUGAGAUCUGGUAUCUGGGUUUGGACACUAAGAAGAUUGAGGGCUCCCAGGGAUCCCCACAGAAUUCAGGCUACGACGAUGAGCAUGGCAGCUACUUAAAGGUCCUGCAUGACCAUAUAGGCUAUCGCUAUGAAGUUCUUGAGGUGAUUGGAAAAGGAUCAUUUGGCCAAGUCUUGAAAUGUUUGGAUCACAAGACAAAUGAGAUGGUGGCCAUCAAGGUCAUUCGGAAUAAAAAGAGGUUCCAUCAUCAGGCUCUUGUAGAGCUGAAGAUCCUAGAUGCCGUGCGGAGAAGAGACAGAGAUAAUUGCCACAAUGUCAUUCACAUGAAGGAGUACUUCUACUUCCGCAACCACCUGUGCAUCACCUUUGAGCUGCUAGGAGUGAACCUCUACGAGCUUAUUAAGAAGAACAACUUCCAGGGCUUCAGUCUGGGGUUGAUUCGCCGUUUUGCUCACUCACUGCUCAAGUGCCUCCAGAUGCUGCACAAAGAGAAGAUCAUCCACUGUGACCUAAAACCGGAGAACAUUCUCCUGUCCCAGAGGGGACAAGGAAACAUUAAGGUUGUUGACUUUGGAUCAAGUUGCUAUGAGCAACAGAGAGUGUACACUUACAUUCAGAGCCGCUUCUACCGCUCACCAGAGGUGAUUCUGGGCCAUCCGUACAGCAUGGCAAUAGACAUGUGGAGUCUGGGCUGCAUUUUAGCAGAGCUGUACACUGGCUAUCCCCUCUUCCCAGGAGAGAGUGAAGUGGAGCAGAUCGCCUGUAUCAUGGAGAUUAUGGGACUUCCUCCAAAUGACUUUGUUCAAACAGCAUCAAGACGGAGGUUAUUUUUUGAUUCCAAAGGUAACCCAAGGAAUAUCACCAACAGCAAAGGGAAGAAACGUCGACCCAACUCAAAAGAUCUUGCCAGUCUGUUGAAGACCAAUGAUCCUCUGUUUCUUGACUUCAUUCGACGCUGCCUUGUGUGGGAUCCCACAAAACGCAUGACACCUGAUGAAGGGCUGCAGCAUGAAUGGAUCACAGAGGGACGUCUCAACAAGCUCCAUCCUAAACCUCGGACUAUCCGGAAAGACAAUGACAACAAUUAUGAAAUCAGUUACCGCAAAGCGACUUUAAACAGGACAGGCAAGGCUGAUAAAUCUGGUUCUGAUGACAAAAUUAAGCGGGUCAGUGACACUACAAGAAAAGGAGGCAAGAUGGCAUCAGAAGAGCGUCUGCGUCCUAUAGGAGCAUCAGCCGAUGAAGAAAAGAGUGAAGAUACAGGCAAAAGUGUGAGCAAAGAUAGCAAGUCGGAUUCAAGUGGAGAGCAUUCUGUUCAGAUCAUCAUCAAACCUCAGACAGGCUCAAGCACUGAUUCUUCAGAAGGACAGGAGCCUCAGUUUCUCCCUCCUAUUGUAUAACACCCUUAAGAAAAGAACGAGUAAUGUUUUAUAGCGUAUGGUUUAUACUUCAGCCGCUUGGUCUGGACUUACCUAUUGUGUUUGACUUGUUGUAUGGCAAAAAGUACAAAAAGUCAAACAAAUUAUUUAUUUUUUUAGCAGUUUCUAACUCAUGGUCUGAGGAAAGAGGAUAUGAUGUUUGUAAGAUUUCUGUUUUGCACAAACUAAACUAAAAUAAAAAAUAACAUAAAAUAAAUAAAUAGAGCCUCUAUAUAUAGUCUUAUGUGACCACAUCUACACUCUCCAGUCUAGAGGAAUUAGAUUAGUGGUCAAAGAGCGGUAGUCUGUGUUUUGAUUAUUCAAAUGAUUUAUUGAUUUCUAAGUAAAGUGAAUAAUUUGGUGCUUGUGAUGUAUUUUGAAAGGAUUAUUACUAUGAGAUUGUUUGUAACAAUGGAAUAUUUUGCUGAGCAUCAUGCUAUGUGCAUGUUUAUUGGGUCUAGUGUGCUUUUUCCUUUUUUGUUUCAAAACAUCAAAGCUUUUAGUAAUGUCAUUAAUAGAGCUCAAGGUAAACUUGAGUUCCAAAGCUGCUUUAUUGUGCAAUCUUACUGCAUGGAUUAACAGGGUUUGUAUGCUUUGUUGUCGUUUGCCAGGUUUUUUUUAUUGUUUCUGUGAGUUAGUGAGCUGUCGUGAAGUAAUUACUGAGCCAAAGAGAUUUAUCAUAUACAUUUUUGUUCUAGAGCAACAUAUCCUCAGACUAAAUCUGACGAAAAGCACACUAGAUCAUCAGAAUGUGCACAAUACUUGUUUGAUUGAAUUGAUGAUGACUGAUAAUGAUGGCAAUGCUGUUGAUGAUUUAGAUUUAGAGGGAAGGUCAAGAAUGUUGACAUUUAAAGUAAAAUUAGUGGAUCAUUGUAUGUUUAUACCAAAUUAAAAUAUUUUAUGGAUUGUAAUAGUAUAUUUUCCUGUACAUAGAGUUAUUAAGAUAAAUACCACGCACCCUGUGGAUGUCACCAAGUCAUGUAAACAUUAGACAAGGUUUUACUUGUUCUUAUAUUGUUUAUUAGUUAUAAUAGAAAAAGAGAUUUUUACUACCAUGUGCUAUCUCUCUCCUUUGUUGUUUUACAAUUUAGUUCAUGGGGUUUUAGAAGAAAGUCUUGGAUCAAGGGUGUUAGGUAGUGCCUUUCAGUAUUAUAAUUAUAUAUGUUAAAUUGUCUCCUGAAAAAAUACUGUCAUACUUAUGAAAAUAAAGAUGUAAUAC
Carassius carassius (crucian carp) is the source of this 3759-nucleotide messenger RNA. Its product is annotated as dual specificity tyrosine-phosphorylation-regulated kinase 4-like. NCBI's taxonomy places the organism in Eukaryota, Metazoa, Chordata, Actinopteri, Cypriniformes, Cyprinidae. Gene Ontology annotation, biological process: peptidyl-threonine phosphorylation; peptidyl-serine phosphorylation. Bases 666 to 2522 code for a protein of 618 amino acids. Gene Ontology annotation, molecular function: ATP binding; protein serine/threonine/tyrosine kinase activity; protein serine/threonine kinase activity. The record is from RefSeq and is a predicted model, not a curated record. Gene Ontology annotation, cellular component: nucleus. The transcript is spliced from 14 exons.